UCCAUGGACGGAUGCGAGCAGUCAGGGGACGACGGAGAGACCGGGCACACGUUGUUAUUAUUAUAACGAGGAUGCUGCGUUACAGUGCAGAGUAGCCUUGAAACUUUGAGACACUAUUUUACAGAGAGAAGCAAGUUAAGUGUGAUGUUUUGGCUUCAUGUUGUGAAAUCCCUCUCACCACCACAUCCACCACCACCACCGACACAUCCUCUCAGGAGUGAUGGGCUCUAAGUUGACCAGACAGAGAAGUCUCGAUUUAGAAACCAAAUUGCCCAAGAGGAGACGCCAGAGGAAUGACACCCCGGGAGAGGGCGAAAGAAGUGGCGGCGGGGACUUCUUGUUUACCUCCUUGAUGCUCAAGUCCGACAAGCUCCCGGGGAUGCUGCGGAAAACCAACCACAGCCCAUAUGUCAGACGGGUGGCUUGGAUCCGGGAAAUCCAGAGGCUUCUCCGGGAGCAGAAGAUGGAGCAAGCAGCCGAAGUGCUCAAACUGCUGAGGAAGGAUCUGGGCCUCCAGGGAACGUCGCUCAAUGACAUUUUGUACAAGAAUGCAGCUUUUCUCAACCUGGUGGACCCCAUCUCUCACGAGCUGCUGCUCGGCCUCGCCCGCGACCUGCAGUGUCCAAAAAGGGAGACUGACUCGUUCAAGUCCACCAACAAAAUCUGCCGCCAGCUGAUUUACCACCUGACCCCUCACUCCAAGUGGACGAGACAGAGCGUGCCCAGGAGGAAGUCUCAGGCCUGCCUAAAGACCACCCUGAAGAAGAAACUGUCCGGCGAUGUGGUCAACCUGUCAGGCAUCCCGCUGUCUGGCCGAGAUGUCCACCGUGUGGCUUUCUACCUCCAGAGUAGCAGUGACGCGGUGUCGGCUGUGGACCUGAGCUUCACAGAGCUGCAGGACGAGAGCUUACGGCUGCUGCUGCCCCACCUCGGCUGCCUGCCGAAACUGACCAUACUGGCCGUCAAUGGCAACCGUCUGACAGUGGCUAUUCUGAAAGACCUGACAGACGCAGUGAAGGAUCCUAAGAGCUUCCCCAGCCUGGCCUGGGUCGACCUGGGCAACAAUGUGGAUAUCUUCACCGUGCCGCAGCCGCUGCUUGUGGCCCUGCGGCGCCGCUUUGGUUUGCGCAGUAGCCUCCCCACUAUUUACGAGUACAGGGAGGCGCAGACAUUCAGUGGCUACAACCCAAACAUGGAGACGUCUGUGGAGGAGCCCAGUCUGUACGAGGAGGGGGAUGGAGAGGAAGAUGAUAAAGAGGAGGAGGAGGACAGGCUGGAGCUUCAAGCCUGGGGCUUUGGAGAAGAAAACAUGUCAAAAAAUGUGCCACUGCACUUCUGUGGGAGGUGAUCGCCCUGAGCUGCUUUCUUUUUGACUGGCUGCCCCUCAUAUCUCUCAGUAUCACCUCGCCCUAAGUCUAGCCUCCUGUGUUAGCAGCUGCCAUUGUGGCAGAUGCUUACAGUGACCCACGUGUUUUCUGAAAAUAACUUAAAAAUAAGUAACUGUGUUAUGUGUCCCUCUGGAUGCUCUGACUACUGAAGCUCAGCAGUGCAGGCAGCUCUGUGGUUGUACAGACGCUCAGAAUUUAUUUAUGGAUCGAUCUGACCUUCACUGAUUCAGGAGAAGUUUAACUGAACAUGUUUGCUGUUUCUCAGUGAACAGUUUGUGCUCUCACACCUUGAAGCUUCCCAUUAUUUACCACUGUCGACUUGAGCAGCUGGGUUUUAAGUGCCUUGCACAAGGGCACCUCGACAGUAGCAGUUGAGGAAAGGGGGAGUGUUACUAAUUCACAUCCCUCCAGCACAUUUACCCAGCUGAUCUCUCUGACAAUUUCACCCCUGCUGCCCCAUUUCUGUGAAAACCCUGAAGAAGUAACUAAAUAUCCUGCAAUAAGGAGCAGUGUGCAGGAUUUAGUAGCAUCCAGUUGUGAGAAUAGCAGACUGCAACCAGCUGUAAUUUCUAUGGUGUGCCUAGCGUGAACUCCUACUUAGGGAUUCUUCAGUGUUCAUUGUUCAGGAGGGUUUUACCGGGAGCUAAAAUAUUUGCAGAGGUCUCUCUCUCGCCAAAACAAACAGAUCAGGUGAUUAAAACCAGUAAAAACACUGAAUAGAGUUCAGUCAGAAGAGACUCGUUCUUACAUGUGCACAUGAGAAUGAAAAAUGUGAAGAGUCUUUGGCGAUUAGACCUCAUCAAGAUAGUGUGAUAUAAGAAGGGUGAUGAAUCCAUAGUCGAAUAGGCAGCCCUCCUGUGGUCUAGACACUUGUGGCGGUAGAGGUGGUGAGGAUGAGAUGAGAAGAAGAUGUGGAGAAUUUGGAUAAGUGCUGAUGUUCAGGAUAAGUAGAGGAAUGGGCCUUUGUUGAGCUUGUCCUGGACUCUGGAUACGAUGGCUGGAGGUGAACGGGGUGGAGAAUGGCAUGACAAUUCUGCCUAAAAUGACAGCUGACAGCAGCAGAGGAGAGAGCAGAUUUAAAAUUUUGCAGUAGCAUCCUGAUUGGCUGAUAGAGAUCGUUAUGAAGUUUGAUUGGAUAACCAGAAGAGUGAACACCCAUAGACAGCUGAUUAGAGGAAGCAGUGGGAGUGGGAGGGAGAGUCAAGAUUGAACUUACGCUGAGCUUCAUCAGUUUCACGUUACAAAUCAGUGUUUGACACUGUUCGGCUUGUUACAGCUCACCUUUUUUCUCUGAUAACUUAAGAUCCAGACCUUCAGGAGGUUUUUACAGGGAGCCGAAUUAUCCACAGAGGUGGAUAAACAGUUCGGCUUGUCACUAACUACAGUGGCUGAUGUGAAAAUGGGAAUGGCCCAAUGUAGAGCCAAUGUUUGGUUUGUCCAACUGGGCUACUGUAGCAACAUGGCGGACUCCGUGGACGAGAAUUUGUUCCCUACGUAGAUAUAAACGCCUAAUUCUAAGGUAACUAAAACACAACGAUUCUUAUUUUCAGGUGAUUAUCCACCAAAGAAAACAUAAUUUUAAUAAUAUAUUCCAUUCAUGCCAAUAUAUCCGCCUAAAUCCUACACACUGCACCUUUAAGAAGUCGUUUAAUUUCAACUGACAUUUUUGCUAUAUUUAUGUUUGGAGUCAGAACUCCACUGCAGUGAGAUUAUGUUCGCACAAAAUAAUCCUCAUUUUUCUGUUGGGCCACAGUAUUUAGUCAGGAUUUGUCUUUAAAUAAAUGGUGAGUUUCGGUGAGUAAAUGAGGCAUACUGAAUCCAUUUUAGUUUAACUCUCCAGCGCUGGUGCUUCAGCUGGUGUUGGUACACCAAUGCUGCAGCUGUGUGGAGAAAAACCUCGGCCUGAUACACACACACGCGGACAUGCAGACAACACACACAGUGUUCGGGGAUGAGCUGCCGAUGAACUGAUUACUGCCUCUAUCAGGUCUUGUUAGGCCCCUUUAGUCACAGAUGGUGAGCAGAGGAUCUAUUUUUUUCCCAGCAAAUAGGACUAGCCCCAGAUAAUUUGGUCCACUGGUGGUUUGUGAGUGAUUCUAUUUAUGAAUCAGACCAUAAGCAACGAGAAAGAUGCCCACUCUGUUUUUAAAGGCGUACACAGACAAUGAAGCGAUUACCAACAGCUCUGCUUUUAUCUUUUCCUCUGUGGUGCUAAAGCGUGCACAUUCAUGUUGUGGCAUGAGUAAACUGCAACAGUUUCUUUUUUUGACUAGUCGGUUUUUUUUUAGGUGUGUAGUUCUCAUCUUUUUGUAUUGUUUUUUUAAAAAAUGGGCAUGACUGUUUACUGUAGCGCGACGUCAGAUCCCACAGACAGAGAGCAUGUUUACAUGUACAUUAAUGUUCCAAUAUAUUUGAGAUUUUAUUUUGGGGGGGUGAGGGAUUGGAUUUAACAUUGCCGCAUGUGAACACAACUGCCCACACUUUAUCCUGCCUACACAUGUUAAUGUGGUCUGUUCCCUUUCCAUGCUGUUAUUCAGGAAAAUCUGUUUAUUUGUGUUUACAGGGAUAUUAAUGAACAGGAUGCUUGGUUUGUGUGUGUGUGCGUCUGUGUGCGUAUGUGUGUGUAUGUGUGUGUCUAUGAGAGCAUAAUUAGAGUGUGCGCCUGUGUGCAUGAGUGUACUGUGGACAUGCAGAGUAAAUUACUACCUUUGAUCGUAGAAAUGAAAUGUUUACUCAUUUGCACUUUAAGGACGAAUCCGUCCCUGAAUGCACAAGCUUUGUUUUCAUGGGUUGUUGUUGUUGUUGUUGUUGUUGAUAUAAAAACAACUCACUGAGUCACCCGCAUCCUGAAAUAAAUGUUUUAUCUCAACUUCUUUGUUUGAUAGAAUUUCAUACAAUUCACUGCCAUGAUGAAAAUCAGUUGUGAAUUCGCUUAAUUUUUGUUUUUGGCUCAUUAAAUCACGGCUCGCUUUUAAAGUUAAAGUGAUGUUUGCCUGCUGUUGCUUCAAAAAUAAACAUGAUUUGAAUAAUA
Molecule: messenger RNA, 4419 nt
Organism: Epinephelus moara (kelp grouper)
Lineage: Eukaryota; Metazoa; Chordata; Actinopteri; Perciformes; Serranidae
Gene: lrrc75bb
Product: leucine rich repeat containing 75Bb
Exons: 4
Coding region: 221-1348 (375 amino acids)
Source: RefSeq, a predicted model, not a curated record